GAUCUCAGCACGCCUUCAACUUUUCCUUGUUUCGCUUCCUUUCGCUCCUUUUCUCCUUGCUGUCUUAGUGCAUGCCUCAUCUCGAUCAUUCCAUACGACAUUAAUGGCUCUUAAGCGCCAACUGCGCCCUCGUCAGGGCCCUGCUAGCGACUCUAGCGCUGGUCAAGCCACCUCUGGAAAUUCUGGAGUCGCAGGACAGGUUUCGGCUACGGAUGGUACUGGAGCAGCUCUUCCUGAUACGAGUGCCACGGGUUCAGGAGGAAGUGCUGGGCCGUCGACACCCCCACCGAGCGACACAAGCGGGAGCACAUCCAUAAGCACGAGUGCUUCGUCGACUAGCUUGACGUCGGAGAGUUCGACGAUCUCCUCUACGUCAUCGACGGCAAUCAUAACGACUAGCAGCAGCAGCGAGUCGUCCUUUUCAACGUCGACGUCGAGCUCAACGUUCUCCACGACUUCUGUACCGCUGUCUACUACGUCCACGGUGGCCACCAUUACCUCGACGAUAUCACUCCCACCCACCACCACCACGUCGUCAGCGCCGUCUACCACCUCCCAAACAGAGACCACCACCCCUUCGCCGUCUACCACCACGACCUCCUCCGAUUCAAGCACGACUUCUCUCACCACGAUUGUUACCUCCAUAUCUGGCCAGCUCACCACGUAUACCACGAACAUGCCCACGUCGCUCGCCACCUCCGAUUCGGGCUCGAGUAACGUCAACCGCACGGCCCUCAUUGCUGGCGUCACCGCCGCCGCUGUCGUCCUCGCCGCUCUUGCUCUCGGUGCCGUCUUCAUCUACAAACGCGCCCAGAAACGGCGGAUCGGGUUCAUGGAGACUAUCAAGCGCAUCAGGCGGGAAGGCAAGGGCGCAGGUGCCGUUGGACUGCUCGACGACGAGUUUGAGGAUACAACGAGGUAUCGGGAUCUGCCGAACGCGCCCGUGUCAGUGCCUCGAUCUGUUCCGCCUCCCUCUCCUCCGCCUUCCGAACCUUUGAAUUACUCGACAGCUUCACUCGUCCGUGGUGACUCGGGGAGCAUGUUCCGUGAAGAGGUCUGGCCACCACCACGUGAGGCGAGUAGGCAUUCUCGAGAGCCGAGCAUCGAGGAGGAUCCUUUUAGGGCUAUCAUGCCCUCGCCUCUUCCGCCUGGAGCUGCCUAGU
Messenger RNA from Desarmillaria tabescens, 1163 nucleotides. RefSeq lists its product as uncharacterized. The coding region runs from base 104 to 1162 and encodes 352 amino acids. The record is from RefSeq and is a predicted model, not a curated record. The transcript has 3 exons. NCBI's taxonomy places the organism in Eukaryota, Fungi, Basidiomycota, Agaricomycetes, Agaricales, Physalacriaceae.